This is a messenger RNA of Amyelois transitella, 1316 nucleotides long. Its product is annotated as hemolin. The record is from RefSeq and is a predicted model, not a curated record. Gene Ontology annotation, molecular function: protein binding. The transcript is spliced from 8 exons. Gene Ontology annotation, cellular component: plasma membrane. Lineage: Eukaryota; Metazoa; Arthropoda; Insecta; Lepidoptera; Pyralidae. Gene Ontology annotation, biological process: axon guidance; cell adhesion. Bases 50 to 1291 code for a protein of 413 amino acids.
GCGCUUUGCGACUUACAGUCUGGCAAAAUCUGCACUCCUUUCUGGAACGAUGAGUGUUAUUCGUGCGUGUGUGGUGUUAGGGUUAUUGGCUGUUGCCUCUAGCCAGCCAGUAAACAAUCUCCCGGUCCUGAAGGAGGCGCCUCAGGAGGUCCUAUUCAGAGAGGGAACGCCUUUUGCUGUAGAAUGUGUUACUGCCAGCGGAGACGGAAAAUUGUUCAAAUACAAAUGGACCAAAAACGGGCAACCACUUAACCUGAAAGAUAACGCCAACAUUGUCCAGCGUCAGAACGAAGGUACCCUGGUCUUCCUGCGACCUUCCAUCUCCGACGAAGGUGCUUACCAGUGCUUGGGUGAGAGCCAAUACGGAACAGCAUCCACCAGGGUCAUUCAAAUUCGCAGGACGUAUUUGGAAGCCCAGAAAUAUGAAGUCCAGAAACACACUCCGAUCGAAGGCAGAACUUUUAAGCUGGACUGUCCAGCUCCCAAAGCUUACCCCAAGCCAGACAUAGAAUGGAGGAGUCUGCAGGCUGCCGACCCCAUCGUGUCAGGGGAAAUUCAAGACGCGAGGAUCACUGUAGGGCCCGAUGGAGCCCUGUACUUCGCCAACGUUACUGAAGAUGAUGCGAGCGAGCGUUUCAAAUACGUCUGCCUAGCGUCUUCACCAGCCGUGGACAAACCCGUGGUUCUAGCCGAACACUUCAUCAGCUCCCUGAAGAAGGACACCAAGCCCCAGGACCACGAGGUGGUGCUGCAGUACGCUAGUCCAGACACCACGGCCAGGGUCGGAGAUAUGAUCUUCUUGUACUGUAUUUAUGGUGGCAACCCCCUAGCCCACCCGGACUGGUUCAAAGACGGGAAGGACGUAAACAACGAGCCGGGAGCGCGCAUCACCAGGUACAACAGGAGCGUGGGCAAGCGGCUGCUGAUCAGGGGAGUGCUGCCUGAGGACGAGGGCGUCUACAGGUGCGCGGUGGACAACGAGGUCGGGAAAAAACAGGAGCACACCAUGAAGUUGACUGUCGUUGGUGCUCCAAAGUUUACCAAAAAACCAGAGAAAAUCACUACUGUUAAACAGGGUGACGACAUCACCAUACCUUGCGAGGUUUCCGGGUUGCCAGCGCCCAAACUAACAUACACUUACAGCGCCGAGCCGCUGAAGAGCGCCAGGGUGACAGCGGCCAAUGGAUUCUCCAUUAAGAAAAUUGAGAAAACCGACUCAGGUUACUACGGCUGUAACGCCACCAAUGAAUACGGAAGUGCGUAUUAUGAAACUCUUGUUAAUGUUGUUUAAAAUCAAUUAGAUUUCAUGCUGCCGC